AUGGAGAGAAUUAGACAAAAGGCGGCAGGAAACAAUCGGCAUUCAUCAACAAAGGCUCCGAGGCUAUCACUAUCAGAGGUUUCUUCGCGCGCCUGGCCAUUUGACAAUUCUCUAGCGGACUCCAAGUUCAAAGAAAAACCUAAAAACCGAAUCAGCUGUAUCUAUGAAAAUAGUAGUAUAAGAAAACCAAUGGAAAAAGUAUGCAGGUAUUUAAACAGCUUUGGUUUGUCAGGGGAACUCCCAGACAUUAGUUCCAUGACUGGUCUUCAAACCAUGAAUUUGGCCAAUGAUCAAUUCAGCGGAACAAUUCCAACCUCACUAUCAAAGAAGCUUAAGAACAACGACUUGAACCUAGUGGUGACAGGUAAUCUGGAAAUUCCUGCCAAAGCACGCCUUCAAGGCCAUCAUCUGGUGCCUCUUCCGGCUCCAAGAAGAAAAGCAGCAGCAAGCUGCUGA
Oldenlandia corymbosa var. corymbosa is the source of this 456-nucleotide messenger RNA. The record is from the annotation of a GenBank genome assembly. NCBI's taxonomy places the organism in Eukaryota, Viridiplantae, Streptophyta, Magnoliopsida, Gentianales, Rubiaceae.